Molecule: messenger RNA, 438 nt
Organism: Callorhinus ursinus (northern fur seal)
Lineage: Eukaryota; Metazoa; Chordata; Mammalia; Carnivora; Otariidae
Gene: GIP
Product: gastric inhibitory polypeptide
Biological process (GO): regulation of fatty acid biosynthetic process; response to starvation; regulation of insulin secretion
Cellular component (GO): extracellular region
Molecular function (GO): hormone activity; glucagon receptor binding
Source: RefSeq, a predicted model, not a curated record
AUGGUGGCCGGGAAGAUCUUCGGUCUCCUGCUGGCGUCCCUGCUCCUGGCAGUGGUGCUAGGAGAGAAGGCGGAGGGUCACUCCAGAGGCCACGCUAAGGUCAGUGGCUCCCGACCUCGAGGCCCCAGGUAUGCUGAGGGGACCUUCAUCAGUGACUACAGUAUCGCCAUGGACAAGGUCCGCCAACAAGACUUUGUGAACUGGCUGCUGGCGCAGAAGGGGAAGAAGAACAACUGGAAACACAACAUCACCCAGAGGGAGGCCGCUGGGGCCCUGGAGCUGGCCCAUCAAUCUAACAGGAAGGAGGAGGCGAGGGAGCAGCAGGGCUCUCUACCCAGGAAGGCCAGUGAUGAAGAUUUGCUCAAGGAUUUACUGAUUCGAGAGCUGCUGGCCUGGAUGGUGGAUCAGAUGGAAGUCAGCAGGCUCAGAUUUCAGUGA